AUAUGCUGCGAAACGGCAGUCUCAGACAAAGUCUUCGGACACUAGACUCAUUUAGUUUAGCACCUGAAGAUGUCCUGAAAACCGCAAUUAAGACUGUCGAGGACUAUGAAGGUGACAACAUUGAUUCCAAUGGCGAAAUUAAAAUCACAAGAGAUGCCAAAGAAGAGGUUGUAAAUAAGGUUUCCAUUCCACAAUUGUACCGAUACACAACGACAUUGGAGAAGCUGUUGCUAUUCAUAGGAACUCUCGUCGCAGUUAUUACCGGUGCCGGACUUCCACUGAUGUCAAUUCUUCAGGGAAAAGUGUCACAGGCAUUUAUUAAUGAGCAAAUUGUUAUUAAUAAUAAUGGAAGCACAUUUCUACCAACGGGUCAAAACUACACAAAAACUGAUUUCGAACACGAUGUGAUGAAUGUGGUGUGGAGUUAUGCUGCAAUGACUGUCGGAAUGUGGGCAGCCGGUCAGAUUACAGUAACCUGUUAUCUAUACGUGGCAGAGCAAAUGAAUAAUCGAUUGCGACGAGAAUUUGUGAAAUCGAUUCUGAGACAGGAGAUUUCAUGGUUUGACACCAACCAUUCGGGAACUCUUGCCACGAAACUUUUCGACAAUCUGGAAAGAGUAAAAGAAGGAACUGGAGACAAAAUCGGAAUGGCAUUCCAAUACCUGAGUCAGUUCAUCACUGGAUUCAUUGUUGCUUUCACUCACAGUUGGCAGCUCACUCUUGUCAUGUUAGCAGUCACUCCAAUUCAAGCCCUCUGCGGUUUUGCAAUCGCAAAAUCAAUGUCAACGUUCGCAAUUCGAGAAACUUUAAGAUAUGCGAAAGCCGGAAAAGUUGUCGAAGAAACAAUAUCGAGUAUUCGAACAGUUGUGUCAUUAAAUGGAUUGAGAUAUGAGCUAGAAAGAUAUUCGACUGCUGUUGAAGAAGCAAAGAAAGCUGGAGUCUUGAAAGGAUUAUUCUUAGGAAUCUCGUUCGGUGCAAUGCAGGCUUCAAACUUUAUCUCUUUUGCGUUGGCAUUCUAUAUUGGUGUCGGAUGGGUACAUGAUGGAAGUCUUAACUUUGGAGAUAUGCUUACGACCUUCUCCUCAGUUAUGAUGGGAUCAAUGGCUUUAGGUCUUGCUGGACCUCAAUUAGCUGUUCUUGGUACAGCUCAGGGAGCCGCGUCUGGUAUCUAUGAAGUUUUGGAUAGAAAGCCAGUGAUCGAUUCAUCUAGCAAAGCGGGAAGGAAAGAUAUGAAAAUCAAGGGAGACAUCACUGUUGAAAACGUCCAUUUCACGUACCCAUCCCGCCCGGAUGUUCCAAUUCUACGUGGAAUGAAUCUCCGUGUAAAUGCAGGUCAAACUGUCGCACUUGUCGGAUCAUCGGGAUGUGGAAAGUCGACGAUUAUCAGUUUGUUGUUGCGUUACUACGAUGUUUUGAAAGGCAAGAUUACGAUUGAUGGAGUCGACGUUCGGGAUAUCAACUUGGAAUUUUUGAGAAAAAAUGUGGCCGUCGUGUCACAGGAGCCAGCGUUGUUCAAUUGUACGAUCGAGGAGAAUAUUAGUCUCGGAAAAGAAGGCAUAACACGUGAGGAAAUGGUUGCUGCAUGUAAGAUGGCCAACGCAGAAAAGUUCAUCAAAACUCUACCAAACGGAUAUAAUACUCUUGUCGGAGAUCGUGGAACCCAGCUCUCCGGAGGCCAGAAACAACGUAUCGCUAUUGCUCGUGCUCUCGUCAGAAACCCGAAAAUCCUUCUAUUGGACGAAGCCACGUCAGCACUGGACGCUGAAUCCGAGGGAAUUGUGCAACAGGCAUUGGACAAAGCCGCAAAAGGACGUACCACAAUUAUCAUUGCCCAUCGUUUAUCAACUAUUCGUAACGCUGAUCUUAUCAUUUCUUGCAAAAAUGGACAAGUCGUCGAGGUUGGAGAUCACAGAGCUUUGAUGGCUCAGCAAGGACUCUACUAUGAUCUGGUGACAGCUCAAACCUUCACAGACGCCGUUGACUCUGCCGCAGAAGGAAAAUUCUCUCGCGAGAACAGCGUCGCCCGCCAGACCAGCGAACAUGAAGGACUUUCCCGUCAAGCUUCUGAGAUGGAUGAUAUUAUGAAUCGAGUGAGAAGUUCCACGAUUGGAUCAAUCACAAAUGGUCCUGUAAUUGAUGAGAAGGAGGAGAGAAUUGGAAAAGAUGCUUUAUCCCGGCUGAAGCAAGAGCUUGAAGAGAAUAAUGCUCAGAAAACUAAUCUAUUCGAGAUUUUGUAUCACGCCAGGCCACAUGCUCUUUCCCUGUUUAUUGGAAUGUCUACAGCCACAAUCGGAGGAUUCAUCUACCCAACCUACUCUGUCUUCUUCACCUCAUUCAUGAACGUUUUCGCAGGUAACCCUGCCGAUUUUCUCAGUCAAGGACACUUCUGGGCUCUUAUGUUCCUUGUUCUGGCAGCUGCUCAAGGAAUCUGCUCAUUCUUGAUGACUUUCUUCAUGGGAAUCGCCUCCGAAUCGUUGACCCGAGAUCUUCGCAACAAGUUGUUCAGAAAUGUUCUGUCACAACACAUUGGAUUCUUCGAUUCACCACAGAACGCAUCGGGAAAGAUCAGUACUAGACUUGCAACUGAUGUUCCCAAUCUAAGAACUGCCAUUGAUUUCCGCUUCUCCACAGUCAUCACAACACUUGUCUCAAUGGUUGCUGGUAUCGGAUUGGCCUUCUUCUACGGUUGGCAAAUGGCUCUUCUGAUCAUCGCCAUCCUUCCAAUCGUUGCGUUUGGACAAUACCUUCGUGGACGUAGAUUCACCGGAAAGAAUGUGAAAAGCGCUUCAGAAUUCGCUGAUUCGGGAAAAAUUGCAAUUGAAGCAAUUGAGAAUGUAAGAACCGUGCAGGCGUUGGCAAGAGAAGACACUUUCUACGAGAACUUUUGCGAGAAAUUGGACAUUCCACAUAAGGAGGCUAUCAAGGAGGCGUUUAUACAAGGACUCUCAUAUGGAUGUGCCUCAUCCGUCCUGUACCUUCUCAACACAUGUGCCUAUCGUAUGGGUCUCGCCCUGAUCAUCACCGACCCACCAACUAUGCAACCAAUGCGUGUGCUUCGUGUCAUGUAUGCCAUCACGAUUUCCACGUCUACCCUCGGAUUCGCCACUUCAUAUUUCCCAGAAUAUGCGAAAGCCACGUUUGCUGGUGGUAUUAUCUUCGGGAUGCUACGGAAGAUUUCGAAAAUUGAUAGUUUGUCGUUGGCCGGGGAGAAGAAGAAACUCUACGGGAAAGUCAUUUUCAAGAAUGUCCGAUUCGCUUACCCAGAACGCCCAGAAAUCGAGAUCCUGAAGGGUCUCAGCUUCUCAGUGGAGCCCGGACAAACUCUCGCUCUCGUCGGACCAUCAGGAUGUGGAAAGUCUACCGUCGUAGCGCUUCUUGAGAGAUUCUACGACACCCUUGGCGGUGAGAUCUUUAUCGAUGGCUCCGAGAUCAAGACGUUGAACCCUGAGCACACAAGAUCACAAAUUGCAAUUGUAUCCCAGGAGCCAACACUGUUUGAUUGCUCAAUUGCAGAGAAUAUUAUCUAUGGCUUGGAUCCUUCCUCAGUUACCAUGGCUCAAGUUGAAGAAGCAGCCAGGCUUGCGAACAUCCACAAUUUCAUCGCAGAGCUUCCAGAAGGUUUUGAGACUCGUGUAGGAGACCGUGGAACCCAGCUCUCCGGAGGUCAAAAACAACGUAUCGCUAUUGCACGCGCCCUGGUAAGGAAUCCCAAGAUCUUACUCUUGGACGAAGCUACGUCAGCACUGGACACAGAAUCCGAGAAGGUUGUCCAAGAAGCGCUGGAUCGUGCGAGAGAGGGAAGAACCUGUAUUGUGAUUGCUCAUCGUUUGAACACAGUGAUGAAUGCAGAUUGUAUUGCUGUCGUGAGCAAUGGUACUAUUAUUGAAAAAGGAACCCACACACAGUUGAUGUCUGAGAAGGGUGCCUACUACAAACUGACCCAAAAGCAGAUGACCGAGAAGAAAUAAACUUUAAAUCAUUAAUUUUGUGUAGCUUUCUUUCUCGAUUUUUGCACGAUCUUUCCCCUAAGCAUAUUAAUAAGUCGUUCCUCUGUUUUGAGUUACUUUUGAAGUUUGAAUUGAAUAAAUAUUU
This is a messenger RNA of Caenorhabditis elegans, 4092 nucleotides long. RefSeq names its product Multidrug resistance protein pgp-1 (gene pgp-1). Gene Ontology annotation, molecular function: ATP hydrolysis activity; ABC-type xenobiotic transporter activity; ABC-type transporter activity. Gene Ontology annotation, biological process: xenobiotic transport; transmembrane transport. Lineage: Eukaryota; Metazoa; Nematoda; Chromadorea; Rhabditida; Rhabditidae. Gene Ontology annotation, cellular component: membrane. The record is from RefSeq and is marked reviewed.